Molecule: messenger RNA, 1827 nt
Organism: Chara braunii
Lineage: Eukaryota; Viridiplantae; Streptophyta; Charophyceae; Charales; Characeae
Source: the annotation of a GenBank genome assembly
GCGAGGCAAGAGUGCUAGGAAUCAUACUGACGAUCGGGUCUUCAAGCUGCUGUCGAGUAGUCGUGGCAAGGAACGUCAGGCGGGUACGCACUCGACGAACGAACGUCAGAAGAGCACGUGAAGCACGACGCAUUAGCGGCCGAUAAGAUUGAUAGGCGUAGUUGGGUGUGCUUUCGCUGCUUUCUUGCUAUCGUCGUCUGUCUUUCUGUCGAAAGAAAGGGAAAAAAAAAAUGGCUCGUCUUCUGCUACUGGCGACCUUGGUCCUCGUCAUCUCCGUCGUCAUAGCGGCGAAUGAUCAAGAUCAAGUCGACGUUCAGAAAAUUGCUGACCUUAAGAUUCCGUCGCCGGGAUCAGCCUCUUCUACUUCUGCCGACGGCGCCGCCAAAUCUGGAACUAGUCAGACUGCUGUUGUUGCAAGGGGUAGCAUCAAGUAUGCGUACAGUUGUUGGACAAACUCCAUUCCUCAGGGUUCCAAUAGCCUUUUCACCGUAUCUGUGAGGCCAAACAAACUGUCUAGCUGCUUCACCGCCUGCGCGAUCUACAAGAAGAAUGGGUGCAAGGGGUUUGUAUGGUCGCAGAAGUACUCGGCGUGCGUCCUGAAGAAGAAGGUGUCGAAGAUUUACUACCCCUUUUAUGGCUAUGUCACCUGCUCCAUCCGCUGGCUGUAAGCUGGUACCGCCGUAACACGAUGGGCCCAAGCCGCCCAAGUCCCACAGUGUCCGGCUUGCAACUCUCUCUCUCUCUCCAAUCGUUGAUCUUCGUGAUCUACGGCCAGAGAUCCAGGUUUCCUGUAACGUGGUCGGGAACUCGGUUGUACACGCAAUAGGUCAUUAAGGCACGUGAUGGAUAGGUACUACUAAGUAGUGAAGCAUUUUUGUAAGAUACGUGGUAGAGGCGGGGGCAAGAAGUCUCGCACGUGUUUUACACUUGGGAAUUUGCGCAAAUUCUGGCUUUUUGUGUACAUUUGUGUACGUACAUUUCACUGCCACCUUGGAGAUGGCGGCGGCAUUAUAACAAAAAAAAAAAAAGAAAUGCCGCUGACUGACGGACAGUGUGUAGUACUGCUACUGCUGCUGCUGCUGCUGCUGCUGCUGAAAUGGCGACAGCAACCCCGUUUAUGCGUGCUGAAGGCUCGGCGGCAUUAUAACAAAAAUAAAAGAAAUGCCGCUGACUGACAGACAGUGUGUAGUACUGCUGCUUCUGCUGCUACUGCUCUGCUCCUGCUGCUGCUGCUGGUGCUGCUGCUUCUGCUGCUGAAGUGGCGACGCAACCUUGAGUAUGUGACGGUAAAAUGGUGGGCGCUUUCUGCAGAGUUGAUUGCCUUCAAGUUGAAGAGAAGCAAGUUAACUUAUGAGUGGAGAUGUGACCGCAGUUGCAUGUGGAGUCUAGUGGAGACGAGAGAGGGAGGCAGUUAAAUGUGGAGAGGAGUGAGCUUGUAAUAGGAAUGAGAAGGGCGUUUGCCAACGUCCCUCGCUCAGAAUACGAGCGACAGUCAGGUGUGCAGCAGUUGUCAGCUUGUAACUGAACUUGUGUAAAAGGAGAGAGAGAGAGAGAGAGAGAGAGAGAGAGAGAGAGAGAGAGAGAGAGAGAGAGAGAGAGAGAGAGAGAGAGAGGAUGUUUAAUGUUCUCUCGUAGUGACUGCGUGGUCCAUAUUGCCUCAUUUCCAUGGUAAUCGUGUGUUUAGUAGUGAGGUAUGAUGUAGGCAGGGCCGAGUAGUUGUAGACGCUUCAUAACUUCGUUCAUCUCCUGCUCUCUUUCUUGGUUCGUCUUUCUCACGUGAAUGGAUAUGUGGCUUUCGAAAGUUCUAUAUGGUAUAAAGGUUCUAAC